ACCACAACAUCGCCAUGCUUCACGUUACCAAAAGUGCCGUGUGCUCUGCUGCAAGUCUGAUGAUGAUGCUCUUCCUGGUACCCGAAACAGCAGGAAGUGGUCAGAUCGAGGUCUUGUUUGUGAGUUAUUCAAGCAACUGCGACCUUGACUACGGUAGUGCGUGUGACCCUAUGUUCACUUUCUGUUUAGGCAGGCCACAAUCAUCACAGACGUAUUUCAAAGAUUACAUCUGCAAUUAUGAAAAAACACUAACAAGUACCAGUUAUGUUGACACAAAUUAUAUUUACUUCAAGGACCAGACAAGCAUUGGAGGUCUUCCUAACCCGUGGAUCAUAAAUACAGCUACCUUCUCUGAGCUAUCUGUGAUGAUUGCGGUGGAACUUUACGACUCUGAUCCAGCUAACCCAGAUGACCUAAUGGUAGUCUUUUAUUCGUCAAUCCCGGUUGCUGUUGCCGCUUCGAGAAACGAAGCUCAGUGGUCAAGACAAGUUUUAAGAGACGGCACAUAUUACAUGGAUUUUGACAUCCGCCUUUACUGUGACCCGGGCUAUUUCACAUCCUCGUGUAAUGUGAACUGCAGUCCCCAGAACACAUCGAGUGGUCACUACACCUGUCAGGCCGGCACAGGGAAGAAGAUCUGCAUGCAAGGCUGGAAUGGCACGUCAUGUAGUGACGACAUAAACGAGUGUACCCUGGGGUUCUGUUUGAGGGGAAACUGCACUAACCUACCUGGUGACUACAUGUGCACCUGCCCACAGAACUACACAGGAAAGAACUGCUCUGUGUUGAAGAACCCUUGCCUGUCAACCUCCUGCCUGAAUGGAGGAACCUGCUACGCCCACCCCACAGAGUACACCUACCUGUGCAGGUGUCCUGCAGGGUGGGAGGGAAAUCACUGUGAGACGAGGACAAACCCCUGCAACAGUCAGCCAUGUUUGAAUGGCGGACUUUGUAACAGCGA
Messenger RNA from Physella acuta, 961 nucleotides. Its product is annotated as delta-like protein C. The record is from RefSeq and is a predicted model, not a curated record. Gene Ontology annotation, cellular component: plasma membrane; protein-containing complex. Gene Ontology annotation, biological process: heterophilic cell-cell adhesion; cell communication; establishment or maintenance of epithelial cell apical/basal polarity. Gene Ontology annotation, molecular function: calcium ion binding. NCBI's taxonomy places the organism in Eukaryota, Metazoa, Mollusca, Gastropoda, Physidae.